This is a messenger RNA of Condylura cristata (star-nosed mole), 1017 nucleotides long. It is a transcript of the gene IDNK, whose product is annotated as idnK, gluconokinase homolog (E. coli). The transcript has 5 exons. The record is from RefSeq and is a predicted model, not a curated record. Lineage: Eukaryota; Metazoa; Chordata; Mammalia; Eulipotyphla; Talpidae. Gene Ontology annotation, molecular function: gluconokinase activity. Gene Ontology annotation, cellular component: cytoplasm. The coding region runs from base 50 to 607 and encodes 185 amino acids.
UGAGGCGGGCACCCCUGGAAGGCGGCUGGAAGGAGCCGCACUGUGGGCGAUGGCGGAGCCCACUGCAGUGCUGGUGAUGGGCGUGAGCGGCUCUGGGAAGUCCACAGUGGGCGCUCUGCUGGCAUCUGAGCUAGGAUGGAAAUUUUACGAUGCAGACGACUAUCACCCAGAAGAAAAUCGAAUGAAGAUGAGUAAAGGGAUACCACUGAAUGACCAGGACAGGAUUCCAUGGCUCUGCAAAUUGCAUGACAUUUUACUAAGAGACACAGCUUCAGGACAGCACGUAGUUCUAACCUGUUCAGCUCUGAAGAAAAUCUACAGAGACAUCUUAAUCCGAGGGAAAGAUGGCACAUCUUGUAAGAGUGACGAGUCAGAGAAGGAAGGAAAGCCUGCUGAAGUGAAGCUCUUUGUCGUCUAUCUGAAUGGGUCAUUUGAGCUCAUUUCUGAACGCUUACACAAGAGAAAAGGACAUUUUAUGCCCCCUGAGUUAUUGCAAUCUCAGUUUGAUACUCUGGAACCCCCAUCAGCUCCAGAAAAUUUCAUCCAAAUCAGUGUGGAUAAAAACCUCUCAGAGAUAAUUGCUUUAAUUAUGGGAACUCUAAAAUGAAAUGAGAAUCACUUCCCAUCAGUGGUACAAACAGUAGAAGGCCCAAAUCUCUAUUCUAUCCCAAACAUUGUUCCAUUAUCCUGUCAAGACUGUAUGCUAAAUUCUAAGAGAGCAAGUCACAGUGAAUUGAGAAUGCUUACUUGAGUGUAAUUUUAGGCAUUUGUGAUACUGUGUCAUCAUGCUUUGGCACACUGGGAGAAGGAACUUUAAAGGUUCAUUCGAAAUUUUAAUUCAUGUAACCAAUCAAACUUUAUGAUCACUGCUGUAAACCAAGGCCUUAUUUAAAACAUUCUGACUAUGCAUGUAUUUGGAUAAGUAAGUGAAAAUUGACUAUCCUUACAAUUUUCUCUAGAAAUUGUUCUCAGGAUCAGAAAUGUGUAUAGUAUUAAUCACUCACUAAGUCAUUUCAU